Corythoichthys intestinalis (scribbled pipefish) is the source of this 1011-nucleotide messenger RNA. RefSeq names its product tetratricopeptide repeat domain 32 (gene ttc32). The transcript has 3 exons. Bases 35 to 445 code for a protein of 136 amino acids. The record is from RefSeq and is a predicted model, not a curated record. NCBI's taxonomy places the organism in Eukaryota, Metazoa, Chordata, Actinopteri, Syngnathiformes, Syngnathidae. Gene Ontology annotation, molecular function: protein binding.
GUAAAUAAAAGACGUCACUUCCGCACUAGCCACAAUGGCGGAUGACUGCGUUCAAUUAUUUCAAAGUGCCAACAUUGAGUUUAAAAAACAGAACUUUAAAAGGGCAGAAGAACUUUAUAACCAGUUUAUUUCGUCGUGUUCACAUUCCAGGGAACGUGAAGCUACGCAUUUGGCAACCGCAUACAACAACCGCGGACAAAUUAAGUAUUUCAGAGUGGAUUUUGACGAAGCGGUUGAGGAUUACACCUCGGCGAUACAAACUGACGACAAAUUUGAAGUAGCUUUCUACAACAGAGGACUAAUACAUUACAGACUGGGGUUUUUUGAAGAUGCCGUUAAGGAUUUCAGGCAAGCUUUAAAGCUCAACGAAGCCUUUGAGGAUGCCAAAGUCGGCCUUCGCCGCGCUCUGCUGGACCAACAGGACAAAACAAACAGAGGAUAUUGACUUCUGCCAGCAUUUGUUUCAUCCUUCACUGUUUAUGUACAUAAAGCUACACUUACCUCAUUCAACCUCAGCCAAGGUUGAACAGUCUUGAUUUGAAUUCGCUUUUAGCACCAAAUUGUACACCGACAUAAAUACCUGCCGCACAUGGUGACAUUUGCUAAUUUAAAUUGACAAUUCUUUAUCCUUUAAUCUGAAUCUAUUUUAAUGUGUUUGUUUCAUAACGUGUUAUGUUCUUUGCAUGAAUGUGUAUAAAGAAAAAAACCUUUACAAAACAAAAUUGUUAUCCGCUAUAUUUAUUGCUACUCAUAAGCUACUCAUAUAUUUGGAUGUCUGCAUGUGCCUCCCUGCCCAUUUGUGGAAAUCAUGAGCACCUGCUGAAGUUUUUCUGCCUGGGUCAAAAGGCAUUCAAGUACAAUAUGAAACAGAAAAAACAAAAAAAGUACAUUAGCCAUUUAUAACCAAUUCAGAAAACGCUUUGCAUUUUGUAUUUCCACUGGAUGGGUAAAAAUUAAGGGUGUAACGGUACAUGCAUUUGUAUUGAAAUUGCAUUUCGGUACGUGGUGCUC